Molecule: messenger RNA, 1939 nt
Organism: Leucoraja erinaceus (little skate)
Lineage: Eukaryota; Metazoa; Chordata; Chondrichthyes; Rajiformes; Rajidae
Product: tubulin alpha chain-like
Exons: 4
Coding region: 123-1370 (415 amino acids)
Biological process (GO): mitotic cell cycle; microtubule cytoskeleton organization
Cellular component (GO): cytoplasm; microtubule
Molecular function (GO): GTP binding; structural constituent of cytoskeleton
Source: RefSeq, a predicted model, not a curated record
CUGUUUCCCCUCGCCAACAGCGCGAGUGUAUUUCAAUCCACAUCGGCCAGGCUGGCGUCCAGAUUGGCAACGCUUGCUGGGAGUUGUAUUGCCUGGAGCACGGGAUCCAGCCGGAUGGACAGAUGCCCACCGACUCGACCAUUGGAGGCGGCGACGAUUCGUUUAACACCUUCUUCAGCGAGACGGGGGCGGGCAAGCACGUACCAAGGGCCGUGUUCAUCGACCUGGAGCCCACGGUUAUCGACGAGGUGCGGACCGGCACCUACCGCCAGCUCUUCCACCCCGAGCAGCUCAUCACCGGCAAGGAGGACGCGGACAAUAACUACGCCCGGGGCCACUGCUCCAUCGGCAAGGAGAUCGUGGACCUGGUCCUGGAUCGCAUCCGGAAGCUGGCCGAUCUGUGCACCGGACUCCAGGGGUUCCUCAUCUUCCAUAGUUUCGGCGGCGGCACCGGCUCGGGCUUCACCUCCCUGCUGAUGGAAAGACUAUCUGUCGACUACGGCAAGAAAUCCAAGCUGGAGUUUUCCGUCUACCCGGCGCCGCAGAUCUCCACCGCCGUGGUCGAGCCCUACAACGCGGUGCUGGUCACCCACUGCACCCUGGAGCACUCCGACUGCGCCUUCAUGGUGGACAACGAGGCCAUUUACGACUUGUGCCGGCGGAACCUGGACAUCGAGCGCCCUACCUACACCAACCUCAACCGCCUGUUGGCGCAGAUCGUGUCGUCCAUCACCGCCUCGCUGCGCUUCGACGGGGCCCUCAACGUGGACCUGACUGAGUUCCAGACCAACCUGGUCCCCUACCCGCGCAUCCACUUCCCGCUCGUCACCUACGCUCCCAUUAUCUCGGCCGAGAAGGCUUACCACGAGGAACUGUCCGUUCCACAACUGACCAACGCCUGCUUCGAGCCGGCCAACCAGAUGGUGAAGUGUGAUCCUCGCCAGGGCAAGUACAUGUCGUGCUGCAUGUUGUACCGCGGGGACGUGGUGCCCAAGGACGUCAACGCCUCCAUCGCCACCAUCAAGACCAAGCGCUCCAUCCAGUUCGUGGACUGGUGCCCGACCGGGUUCAAGGUGGGCAUCAACUACCAGCCCCCGACGGUGGUGCCGGGGGGUGACCUGGCCAAGGUGCAACGCGCCCUCUGCAUGCUGAGCAACACCACCGCCAUCUCCAUGGCUUGGACCCGCCUCAACCUCAAGUUCGACAAGAUGUACGCCAAGCGGGCUUUUGUCCACUGGUACGUGGGAGAGGGGCUGGAGGAAGGGGAGUUCCAGGACGCGCGGGAGGACAUGGCGUCGCUGGAGAAGGACUACCAGGAGGUGGCCGUGGAUUCCGCCGACUUGGAGAGACGGGGUGAAGAGGAAGAAUAAGAUGAAUUAAUUAGGAAGUUUAAAGUUUAAGUUUUAUUUAAUAGACUAUAUUGAAAGAUAUAUCACUGAUAAUAAUAAAUUAUUUAAUGAACAACUGUUUUGUCGAUAUAUUGCAGAACUCGGGUGAAUGGAAGGAGAACUAAAGUGUUUAGCAAACGGGAGACCAGGGAGGUUCACAUGGACUGAGUGAAUGAAGGUGUUCAGUGAAACGUUCGCCCAGUCUACGUUUGGUCUCGCCGAUGUAUUAGAGCCCACAUCUUGAACAACGAAUAUAGUAGAUUAGCUUGAAAUAGGGCCAAAUAAAUAUCGACCAAACCAGAAGGGACUGUCGAGGUCCCUGGACCGAGUCGAGGGAAAUAGAAACAUAGAAACAUAGAAAAUAGGUGCAGGAGUAGGCCAUUCGGCCUUUAUAGCCCGCACCGGCAUUCAAUAUGAUCAUGGCUGAUCAUCCAACUCUGUAUCAUGUACCUGCCUUCUCUCCAUACCCCUUGAUUCCUUUAGCCACAAAGGCCACAUCUAACCCUCUUAAAUAUAGCCAUAAACUGGCCUCAACUGCCUUCUGUGGCAGA